Messenger RNA from Theileria annulata, 1653 nucleotides. Its product is annotated as t-complex protein beta subunit, putative. Lineage: Eukaryota; Apicomplexa; Aconoidasida; Piroplasmida; Theileriidae. The record is from RefSeq and is a predicted model, not a curated record. The transcript has a single exon. Bases 1 to 1653 code for a protein of 550 amino acids. Gene Ontology annotation, molecular function: ATP binding; ATP-dependent protein folding chaperone; ATP hydrolysis activity. Gene Ontology annotation, biological process: protein folding. Gene Ontology annotation, cellular component: cytosol; chaperonin-containing T-complex.
AUGGCCCUGGCUAAUGAUUACGCGGAGAUAACCCCCGAGAUUCUUAAGGGAGGCGCCCAGGAGGAUCGCGGCGAGACUGCCAGAAUGCAGUAUUUUAUCGGAUCUAUUGCCGUAGGAGACCUGUUAAAAUCUACUUUGGGACCUAAAGGUAUGGACAAGCUCCUGCAGCCAAUGAAUCUUGAAGGUCCAGGCGGUGGUAUGAAUGUAGUAACUAACGAUGGAGCAACGAUUUUGAAGUCAGUUUGGUUAAACAACCCAGCAGCCAGAGUUUUAGUGGAUGUGUCAAUGCAACAAGAUGCCCAGUGUGGAGAUGGUACCACAGGAGUGGUCGUUUUAGCCUCCGAACUCCUUAGGGCAGCUGAAAAGCUCAUAGAUCAAAAAAUCCACCCACAAACAAUUUGUUUGGGUUUUAGAAAGGCACUGAAAGUUGCGAGAGAUAGACUGGAUCAGAUAAAGUUUUCGAGAAUACUGGAUCCGGAAAAGUUUGAGGAGGAUCUGCUCAACAUUGCAAGAACUACCCUAUCAUCAAAACUACUUCGGGUUGAAAAGGACCACUUUGCAAAGUUGGCUGUGAACGCACUUCUUAGGAUGCACAAGAAUCUGGACAAGGAUAGUCAGGACGCCUCUUCCCACCUGAAUUUGUCUCUAAUUCAGAUAAUUAAGAAGCCUGGCGGAACCUUGAAGGAUUCAUACCUGGAGGACGGAUUCGUACUUGAAAAGAGAAUUGGAGUUGGACAACCAAAGAGAAUGACUGAUUGCAGAAUUCUAGUUGCAAACACACCAAUGGAUACAGACAAGGUCAAGAUUUACGGAGUCAAAGUCAAUGUAGACUCAUUUGAGGCAGUAAGCGCCCUUGAACAAAGUGAGCGCGACAAGAUGAAGAAAAAGGUCAAUAAAAUACUCGCACAUAAAUGCAAUGUCUUUAUUAACAGGCAAUUGAUUUACAACUACCCAGACCAGCUUUUUAAGGAGGCUGGAGUUAUGGCCAUAGAGCACUCAGACUUUGAUGGAAUGGAGAGACUUGCAGCCUGUUUAGAUGCUGAAAUAGUUUCAACCUUCGAUACUCCAGAAAAGGUUAAACUCGGCAGGUGUGACCUUAUUGAGGAGGUCAUUAUCGGAGAGGACAAGCUCAUUAGGUUUUCUGGGUGCGCAAGAGGAGGGGCCUGUACCAUAAUUUUGAGGGGAGCUUCGACUCACGUACUCGACGAGGCUGAGAGGUCGCUCCACGACGCUCUUGCAGUUCUGAGCGAGACUCUAAAUGAUGGUAGGAUUGUCUGCGGAGGAGGUUGUGCCGAACUAGAAAUGGCACACUACGUAGAAGAGUACGCAAAAACAAUUGCUGGAAAGGAAAGUCUGGCUGUUGAGGCCUUUGCCCAUGCACUCAGAACACUCCCCGGAUAUAUACUAAGCAACGGCGGCUUCGACAGCGCUGAUGUAGUCUGCAACCUCAGAGCUGAGCAUUCUAAGGGAAAUGUUACUGCCGGUAUCGAUAUUGACAAAGGAGGAGUAGGUGACAUGAUGGAUUUGGGUGUUUUUGAAAGUUACAAAUCCAAGCUCUCGCAGAUUUGUCUUGCAACAGAAGCUGCUGAAUCAAUUGUAAGAGUGGAUGACAUAAUCAAAUGUGAACCCAGACAACGUUCUCCCGGUGUGUAA